This is a messenger RNA of Anopheles arabiensis, 2283 nucleotides long. RefSeq names its product glucose dehydrogenase [FAD, quinone]-like. Gene Ontology annotation, molecular function: oxidoreductase activity, acting on CH-OH group of donors; flavin adenine dinucleotide binding. The coding region runs from base 77 to 2053 and encodes 658 amino acids. The transcript has 2 exons. Lineage: Eukaryota; Metazoa; Arthropoda; Insecta; Diptera; Culicidae. The record is from RefSeq and is a predicted model, not a curated record.
AGGGACGGUUCACAUUUUUCGCCACCUCAGUGGCAUUACCAGUGGCUGCGUGUAAGUGUAGUGUUUCCUCGUCAAAAUGAACGCGGUCGGUAGCUACGAAGUGCGGACGCGGCUGCUCUAUACGUCGCGAAUCGGAACAGUGUUUCUGCUACUGAUCGAUGCAAGCAUCUGGCUGCAGCGACCCGACAUUGUAGACUUCCACCACCGUGUGCAACCCAUUCCCGGCCCGUUUGUGCAGGACAUCUACGACUUUGUGGUGGUGGGAGCUGGAUCUGCCGGUGCCGUGAUGGCCGCACGGCUCUCCGAAAUCUGCCACUGGGACGUGCUGUUGCUGGAGGCCGGCACGGACGAGUCGUUCCUGACCGACAUACCGUUCCUCUAUCCGACGCUGCAGACGUCGCGCGUCGAUUGGAAGUUUCGCACGGAACCGUCCGAUCGGUUCUGUCUCGCAAUGAAAGAUCAGCGGUGCCGGUGGCCACGCGGCAAAGCACUCGGCGGCAGCUCAACGAUCAACGCAAUGCUGUACGUGCGCGGCAACCCGCGAGACUUUGACGCCUGGCGUGACCUGGGCAAUCCGGGCUGGAGCUACGACGAUAUGCUGCCGUACUUUCUCAAGCUGGAAGAUAUGCGCGAUCCACGGUACGCCAAUCUAUCGUACCAUGGGCGGGGUGGUCCGAUCAGUGUGGAACGGUUCCGUUACCAUACGCCACUGCGCAACCAUCUGCUGGCGGGGCUGGAGGAGAUGGGCCUUACCAACCGGUACGGCGAAGUGAAUGGGCCGAUGCAGAGUGGUUUUGCCGUACCGCACGGUUCCAUCCGCAAUGGGUUACGGUGCAGCACGGCGAAGGGUUAUUUGCGGCCGGCAGCGGCGCGUAAGAAUCUUCACAUAUCCACCAAAACGAUGGUCGAGCGCGUUUUGAUCGAUCCAAACGAUCGGCGCGCCUACGGUGUACAGUUCGAGAAGGGUGGCCGACGGUACCAGGUGAUGGUGUCGAAGGAAGUGAUUCUAUCAGCCGGUGCGCUUAACAGCCCGCAGCUACUGAUGCUGUCCGGAAUAGGACCAAGGGAGGAGCUCGAACGCCAUGGCAUUCGUGUGAUCCAAGAUCUGCCCGGCGUAGGACAGAACAUGCAGGAUCACGUGGCAACCGGUGCGGGGGGCUACACGAUACGACCACCACCGGGCAGUCCCCCGCUAGCGUACGAUUUUGGCGACGCAGUGGGCGUUGAUACGCUGAGACGGUUCCUCUUUAACGAGGACGGCAUGCUGUACGGUAUGUCGCUGUGUGAGGUUAUGGGUUUCCUGAACACCAAGUACCAAGAUCCGGAACUCGAUUGGCCCGAUGUAGAGCUGUUUCUCGCCAGCCUGUCCGAUCUAACCGAUGGCGGACGGUUCGGGAAGCGAGGUUCGGGUAUCAGCAACAACUACUACGCGCAGGUGUACGAGGAGCAGGUGUAUCAAAACUCGUACAUGGUCAUACCAAUGUUAUCGCGCCCGCUCAGCACCGGAUGGUUGGAGCUGGCAAGUAAAAAUCCACACGAUCACAUCCGUAUCCAUCCCAACUAUUUUGACAACCCGAAGGAUAUGAUGGUACUGAUCGAGGGUCUGAAGUUCGCCGAAGCCCUUGCUAAUACGACGGCGAUGCGCAACAUCAACGCUACCCUGCUUGAUUACUCUAGGUCAGCCUGCCGAGCGAGUAAUUUUCUCAACAAAGACGAUUUCUACACCUGUCUGGUGCGACACUACACCCAGACAAUCUAUCAUCCGUGCGGCACGGCCAAGAUGGGCCCGGUCACCGAUCCAAUGGCAGUGGUUGAUCGGUUUCUACGCGUGCACCACAUUGGCGGACUGCGCGUAGUUGAUGCGAGCAUCUUUCCCGUCAUUACCACGGGAAACACGAACGUGCCUACGAUUGCGACCGGAGAGAAAGCGGCGGAUCUCGUUAAGGCAGCGUACGCAGCCGAUCUACGAGCGCACGCCGAUACGCUGCGGGAGUGUAAGACACUGCACACAGACUAUUCUGCCAAAGCGAUGGAGGAGAGCCAGGCAGUAUAAGUUGAAAUGGAAUGGAAAGGAACGGAAGAAAUUUGUUUCUCCCAUGCAUUUUGAAAUUAAUUUCGUUUCAAGGAGAUGGUUCUUGGAAUUGUGGGAUGAUAUGCAAAGAUAUCAUUUAUUGAAUGCCUGAUCGAUAAUAGGAAAAUCAUAUGUAAAUACACAAACUAAUUAUGUAUAUUCUUCACAUUGUGGAAUAAUCUGAAAUAAUAAUCUGGAAUAAGCAGGAGAUA